UGGCAGAAGUCGAGUCAUGAAAGUGCAUUUAGGCGCUGCUGAAACUUUCGCUCUGAGUCUGCAUUCAUGUGUAAGAAAUCUGGUUGUCUGCUGUCCUGUCAUAGACUUCUGGCAAUAAAUACCUCAUCAUCAACGGAGACUAAUGUAUUGACAUUCACCUUCCAAGAUCUUCGUCAAACCUCUAUUUCCUAAAUUUACUUUGCAAUCAUAUCAGUCAGAAUGACUCCACCAAGGACUUGUAGUAGACCAAGGUUAUAUGAGUUUAUGAUAAUUUGUACAGUGCUUCUUGGAGUGGUUCAAGGAUUCAGUGAAGACAAUGGUGUUAUUAAAUGGGACGCAUUCCCACCAGAACCGGACUAUCAGUCAGGACUUCUUCAGAUGCCACAUACAUUGAGGGAUAUUAAUACAGUCGCUGUGGCUUUUAUCCAAGCUCUUCCACCUAAAGAACUACCAUGGGAUCUUUACAGAGGAAUAAUCAAUGGAACUGUAGACUUUUCAGAUCCAAUGUUGUAUGUGGAUCACACAGUAGCGUUCAUGGCUCUGUUUGCCAUUGCAGUUAUCUUCAUGAUAUUCAUGCCUAUAACUGGGAUCAUCUUCUGCUGCUGUCGUUGCUGUGAUAGGUGUGGGGCUCACAUGCUACAACGAGAGGAAGAUAACGUACCAUGGAAGAGGGCGGGCUUCGCCUGUGGGCUACUCAUCGUCUCCAUCAUUAUGACUAUAGGUAUUGGUAUAUCAUUCAUUGCAAAUCAGAACGUAUCUUCUGGACUACGUAAAGUUGAACCCAACAUACAAACCAACAUGGAUGACCUCAUCAUGUAUGUCAAUCAGACAGUUGAUGAAAUUGAUUUUCUUUUGGACCAAGUUGACAAAGUGAAAAAUCUUGCAGUGAAGAAACUUGAUAAUAUCAGCAUUUCUAUCGGUGAACCAGUGAGGGAUAAGCUUAGGGUCAAAGUUGAACCUGCCAUCAUUGCUGUCAAAGAGCUUCAUAGAGAUGCAUAUGAUGCCCAUGUGCUUCUCAACAAGACGAAUGACCUGAUUCAGGAGCUGCAGUUCUCAGCUAUGAUCCUCACAGACUCCUUGAGGGACGAAAGAUGGUUUCUCAAUGAUACCCUGCAAUCGUCAGCAUGCUUUCAGAGUGAAGGAUGCAGGGCUGCAAGAGGUCUUAUUGAUCUUAAUAGACUCUCGCUUUCAACGCACUAUAAUAAGACAAACAUUGAAGACUUGCUGAUGCAGGCAUCACAGGCAUUAGAAAGCGAUCUUACCAGUUAUGCCAUCAGUACACAAGCUAUCUUAGAUUCUAUUCCACAAAGAAUUGAAGAAGAAGGCAGCUCACAUGUACAAGAAAUCAAGCAAAUGGUGGAUGAUCUGUAUGCUGGAGGUGCUUCUGGCAUUGUUGAUAAUGCUAGAAAUUUGAGUCAAGUUGUAAUCGAUCAGAUAACAGCAAUUUUCAGCCAUUCUUCAGAUCAACCAGUUUCUCAAAUGCUUUAUAAGAGCCUUCAUAUGGCUGUUACAUAUGACCAGUACAGGUUCUAUUGUGGUAUAGGUUCAGUGUGUGUAUUCAUCAUCAUUAUCUUAUGUAAUUAUCUUGGAGUAUUAUUUGGUGAAUGUGGUCGAGAUAAGAGAGAUCAACCUACAGAGAGGGGAUGUCUGUCAAACCUCGGUGGAACUCUGCUCCUUGCUGGUGUUGCAUUUGGAUUUUUGUUUUCUGCUCUGUUGAUGCUGAUGACAACCAUCUUUUUCUUAGCCGGAGGAGGAACUGAGAAAGGAAUAUGUCAACCUAUUGAAACAAGGGCAUUAUUGAGAGAGCUUAUAGACUAUCCAUAUCUCCUGGACCAAGGAGAAGCAAGUUUUCUUGGAUCCGUCUUACUGAGUGAUGGCAAUCAACCCAUCAGUGCAGAAAAUAUCAUCAAUAAAUGUGAACAGAAUGCUGCUAUCCUAACAACGGUUGAUACGAACAUAACCACCACCAUUGCAGAGCUCUUACUUAACUACAAUAAGUCCUCAUUUGUGUUAGAGUCUAUGGACCUAUCUAAUUUCACCACAUUGGAUAGCAGAGUAGUAUCUUCUCUCACUCGUAUCAGAGAUGCUGGAAACAACAUCAAUAUCACUGGUGUACUACAAGAGAUAAGUCAGAGUAUUACGAAAGUAAACCUGACUGACUAUGCUACCAUUCUGAGGACUACAGCUAACAGAGAAAACAAUGUGACACUGUAUGACAAGUUGCGUGGUCAUGCUUAUAAACUGACCACACUGACCAAUACGUUUGUCAAGCCGAUGCAGUCUAAAGUGAACGUUUUGAAGAGUAAGCUCACAGCAUUGCAUAGCAAGACAAAUUACUUGUCGGCCUUGAUCAAUGGAACUUUAACAGGCAUUAAUGAAGUAGAGUCAUUUGUAAGCACUGAUGGUCCACUUAUUCUUGAUGAGGAAAUCAAACGGUUUAGAGAUCAUUUGGUUGGUUACCUUGAACAGACAGCAGAUCACAUCAUAUAUGAGCUCACAACAGAUUUUGGUCACUGCAGACCUAUAUCAGCAGUCUACUCUUCCCUUGAUGUUGUGCUGUGUGAUUAUACAUCAGAUUCACUGAAUACAUUAUGGUUCACAUUAGGUGGUUGUGUACUGCUUCUUAUACCUAGUAUUGUACUCGCUGUUAAGCUUUCUAAGUACUACAGACGAAUGAAGUUCUUUGAAGAUAUAUAUGGAGAGAAUGACUUGGACACACUACCAAUGAAGGCAUAUGAACCUAAUAGAGAAUUUUCAUCAUAAAGCUGUCUUUCUCCCUCUAUAUCUCUCUAUGGGGAAUGAAGCUGCUGUCAGUGAUACUAAAUCUACACCAGACAGUGUUUCCUGUCAUACACUUGCUGCAUCACUGGGAAUUACCACAUUUAUCAACUUCCUUCUCAAUAUAUAUUUUCUAAGUAACAGUUUCGGUUUCACAGGCAUCGAAAGUUGACACUUCUGGACAAACUUUGCCAUAUUAUGUAGAAAUAAUAAUGAUUCCAGUAUUGAUUCUGAGUUAACUGAAACUCUUGCCAUUUGAAAACUCAACCCUUUUGUCAGUAUUGAGAAUUGUGUAUUAAACUCAUGUUGCCCUUGGACAACUCAUCUCUUUCCAUUCUGAUUCUUAUGCAUGCAUAUCUUUUGGUAUAUAGAAUUGUUUCAAAUAUUCAAACCAUUCCUAGCCAUAUGGAAAACUGAAAUAUUCUGGAUUGUUUCACCUAAAUUAUCAUGUUGACAGCUUGCAACCUUUUCCUUGCCAAUUUAGACAUUUUUGUUUUCAUUUUUGUCUCGCCUUCAUAGCAGAGCGAGGCUAUAGGCGCUGCUUUUCCGACGGCGACGACGUCGUCAACAUUGAAAUCUUAACCAAGGUUAAGUUUUUGAUAUGUUAUAACUUGGAAAGUAUAUGGAUAGUAUAUGGAAAGUAAUAGUGUAUCACUGAACAUCCUGCCCGAGUUUCAGGUCACAUGACCAAGGUCAAAGGUCACUUAGGGUCAACGAACUUUGACCAUUUUGGAGGUAUUUGUGGAAUUGUCAUCAUAAAUUUGAAAAUUUAUGGAUCUAUUUUAUGAAACUUAGACAUGAGAGCAAUUAAGUAUAACAUGAUCAUGGUCAAUGGUCAAUGGUCAUGUUGGGUCAAUGGACGUAUAGUAUUUUAUUAUCAUAUGGGUGUUUUCUUUUGUGAAUGAUUAUUCAAUAGCUGUCUUCAAAGUCAGCACUGCUGCUAUAUCAAAGUGCGUAAUGCAGGUGAGACUGCCAGAGGCAUUCCAAUUGUUUAUAUUCAGAAUUAAUUUUGUAACCAUCCAAUCCUUGCAAUUUAAAAUGUUCUUUUUAUGAUUAUAUUCAAAAUCAUGUGAAACAUAUGUUAUUUGAUAUGCAAAUCAUUCCUUGCCAAUGUGUAACUUAGUGUUUUUUGUCACUAUUCAGAAUUGUUAUAAACAUGUAUCCAAUGUUGUAUAAACCACCCCUUAUUGAUUUAAUUUUAGUUCAAUUUAUUUGUGUUUAGUUAGAAGGGCUUCCCUGUAUCCAUGUUGUCAUCAGUCAACCCAUUCCUUGCCAGUUUUAAUUCUUAUUAUCUGAGGGUAUUCAGGAUUAUUUAAAAUGUGUUUUGUUGUGUAAUCAGUGUUUUUUUCCAUUUCAAAUCUUCUUUUCCUGUAAGUAUUUUGUUGGACAUCAAAUGUUUGAUAUCUCUCAUGUCUUGCCAUAUUUUAUUUUACUGAUCUGUAUUCAUAAGGGUUUCAAAACAUUUGUUAUAUCUUGAUUCAGGAGAAACUGACUUAUAUGAAGUGCAAAACAAUGUAGUUUUACACAAUUGAUUGCACAUUGUGUAUAAAUGUGUGAAAAGGGGGAUUUUUUUUUUAAAUAGUCUGUUUUCCAUAUAUUUUUAGUCAUGACUGAUGUGAGGUCCAGAAAUAAUGUCCAAGUAGGCCUAUAGGUAUUGGACUAAAUUAAAGUGAGUUAUAAACUAUUUUAAGUGUACAGAUUAGUAUGGGAUUUUAUUUGUAUAUGCUCAGUCAAUUCAUGUAGGCUUUAUUUCAUCAUGAAGAAAUGCUUCAAAUAUAUAUAAUCCUGAUGUCCAUUAUUAUCUCUUGCCCUUUAAUCUGUUGGUAUGUUUAAGAAUAUCAAUCUGUAAUAUAUAUGUAUAUAUUUUUGGUAUACAUGUACUUUUCACAAUGCAUGGCCUUAUUUAGCACUAUGUAAAUAAUGCACAAGCUUGCCUUAUGUUUUAAAUGCCAUUUCAUUAUAUAAAACUUUAAUAUUUGAACUGGACUGAAAAUAAUAUUUAAGAAGAAUGCUCAUAUCUUGUUUCAAAGACAAAAACUGUUAAUAGUUUUCAAACAAGAACUGUCAAGAAAUUUAUGGAAAAACUAUCAUUUAUAACUUUAUUUAUGCCUUAAUAUUCAUACUUAUCUGACUACAUUAAUGCAUUUAAAAGAGGAUUAACAUUUUUUAUAUUAUUGAGCACAAGUAAUGUAAGUAUAAAUAUAUAAAUCCAUUUUAUCGUAUAUCAUGUUUGAAGUAUUCUAAUGUUCAAUUUGAAUAAUGGAGAGUCUUUACCUUUCUACCUUUUACCAGAAUGGAGUAUAAUAUUGAUUCAUGAGAUAAUAAUACAUUUACCAACCUUUCAUCAUGUUAAUAGGCUAAAUUACCCAGCAUUCAUAAUACUUUGGUCAACCCCAUUUCUGGAUCCAAAAUCUAAUACACAUGGCAUUCAUAGCUUUCUACAUGUAUGAGAACUGAUUUUAGUGACACUCUCCAUUACAUAGUUUGGGGAAUUAAUUCAGCCGAUUAAAAUUCAGCAUGAAAAAAAAAA
Lytechinus pictus (painted urchin) is the source of this 5308-nucleotide messenger RNA. Its product is annotated as prominin-1-A-like. The record is from RefSeq and is a predicted model, not a curated record. Gene Ontology annotation, cellular component: apical plasma membrane; microvillus; plasma membrane. Lineage: Eukaryota; Metazoa; Echinodermata; Echinoidea; Temnopleuroida; Toxopneustidae. Bases 220 to 2763 code for a protein of 847 amino acids. Gene Ontology annotation, molecular function: cholesterol binding. The transcript has 26 exons.